Molecule: messenger RNA, 561 nt
Organism: Cantharellus anzutake
Lineage: Eukaryota; Fungi; Basidiomycota; Agaricomycetes; Cantharellales; Hydnaceae
Exons: 1
Coding region: 1-561 (186 amino acids)
Source: RefSeq, a predicted model, not a curated record
AUGUUGCCUUCACCGCAACCUGGUACCAAACACCUCCCAUUUCUCCUGGACUCUGAUGAGGACAGCGACUCACCUCCACAAAUAAUUGACAACAAGCAUCCAUGCCAAGGAAUCAGAAUCGACGUUCCUGAAGGGAGAAGCCCAUUUCUUGAGUGGCCAUGGAAAGAACAAGCGGAGUUAGCAAUGGCUUGGGACAUCCACACUAAAAAUGGUAUUCUUACCUUGCAUGCUCCCACUUGUCUACAGUUGACACUGUGGGUUAAUGAGCCAUGCCAAGAAUGCCAACUCCUCCAAAACAAUCAAAGACUUUGCCAUAUUCAGGACCGGAUCCACAGAGGCAUCCCCAAGACCACCCCAUAUAAGUACCUUGGGAUGUCUGGAUUAAUUGAAAUUCUCAGGUGGAAAGACCGUCAAAUUGACAGUCUCAAACUUAAAUGUCUUAACACCAAUCGGAAACUGGAUUUGCUCAUGACUUCAAACCUGGACUACAAAAGAUUCGUCAUGGCUGUGGGCGAGUGCAAUGUACCCCACUUGAAUCAACUUGUGUGGUCCACACUAUGA